AUGGAGCUCACCCCCACUCAAAGCCAACUCUCACGGACCCUUGACCUCCUGGACCUGACCUCCGGCCCGCAGUCGCUCUCUCUCUCAUACGGGGGAGGCGGCGUGGUCCUGCAUCCUCCCUCCUCUGCCUCCCUGCGGGAGAGUCCAGGGGGCCCCUCUGUCUUGCCUGACUGGCCUCCAUUGCCCCUCGACCCCCUCCCACGCCGGCGGCGGCGCCUCCAACUGAAGCCCGGCCGGGGUCGCAAGCUAUUUGGCUGGGGUGACUUCUACGUGAAUGUGCGGACGGUGAAGUUCAGCGUGCUGCUGACCGGGAAGGUCGUGGACCACGUGAACGGCACCUUCAGUGUCUUCUUCCGGCACAACUCCUCCAGCCUGGGUAAUGUCUCUGUUAGCAUUGUGCCCCCAACUCGCCUGGUGGGUUUCAACCUCCUCCAGGAGACGGCACCGGAGCUGGCGGCCGCUGCCGCCGUGGGUCACCGUCUCUUCAACUGCCGGGUGGAGUACGAGAAGACGGACCGGGCGCGCAAGACCCGCCCCUGCCUCUAUGACCCCUCACGCCUCUGUUACUCGGAGCACACCCAGAGCCAGGCGUCCUGGAUGUGCACCAAACCCUUCAAGGUCAUCUGCAUCUUUCUAGCCUUCUACAGCACCGACUACAAGCUGGUCCAGAAGGUUUGCCCUGACUAUAACUUCCACAACGAGCUGCCCUACCUUGGCUGAGGAGGUGGGAAACAGCGCAGGGCAUCAAGUUCAAGUCUGCUCUGCCCCUUCGUUGUCCCCUCUUCUCUCAUCCUCAGCUUCCAUCUUGUACAAAAUGUCUAUUGUUCAUUUCCCUUCGUAGAUGCUGCCUGACCCACUGAGCUCCUCCAGCAUUUUUUGUGUCCUGCCCUACCCUCAUCUUGCUGUACCCCAUCGAAUACAGACCUAGAGACAUAAAAUGCUUCUUGUACAUCAACCCUUUCAUUUCCGGGAUUGUUCUGGUGAUCCUCCUCUCGAUGCUCUCCAUGGACAGCACAUCCUUCUGUAGAUAUGGGAAGCAAGACUCCUCAAAAUAUUCCAAAUGUAGUCUGUCCAACUUUCCCAAUUCAGUUUUCCCACUGUCUCACUGUAACCCUUCACCCCUUCACCAAUUAAAAACCCAUUCAUAUUCAUCUUUAGAACAUCCAAUGUCUCGGCCUCUACUGCCCCGGGUGGCAACAAAUCCCACAGAUUCACCAUCUUCUGGUUGAAGGAAUUCCUCCCCAUCCCUGUUCCAAAGGGAUGUCCCUACAUUCUGAGGCUGUGACAUUUGA
Messenger RNA from Hypanus sabinus (Atlantic stingray), 1292 nucleotides. Its product is annotated as neurexophilin-2-like. Gene Ontology annotation, molecular function: signaling receptor binding. The transcript has 2 exons. Lineage: Eukaryota; Metazoa; Chordata; Chondrichthyes; Myliobatiformes; Dasyatidae. The record is from RefSeq and is a predicted model, not a curated record. Bases 1 to 720 code for a protein of 239 amino acids.